This is a messenger RNA of Colletotrichum truncatum, 1680 nucleotides long. RefSeq names its product prenylcysteine oxidase. Lineage: Eukaryota; Fungi; Ascomycota; Sordariomycetes; Glomerellales; Glomerellaceae. The record is from RefSeq and is a predicted model, not a curated record. Gene Ontology annotation, biological process: prenylcysteine catabolic process; prenylated protein catabolic process. Gene Ontology annotation, molecular function: prenylcysteine oxidase activity.
AUGUGGGGGUCCAAGCUCUCUGCUCUGCUCUCCGCGAUCAGCUUGACGGGGGUCCCCGCGACCGAGGUCGAAGUCGCUACUGUUGACAGUAACGUCAAGCAGGUCGCAAUCAUUGGAGCUGGAGCGGGUGGUUCUAGUGCAGCUUAUUACUUGCAGCAAUAUGCCGAAGCAGAGGGUCUUCCGGUCAAUAUUACCGUCUUUGAAAAGACCAAUCACAUCGGAGGUCGAACUUUGACUGUAGAGGCGUAUGACAACCCGCUCGAACAAGUUGAGCUGGGUGCCUCCAUCUUUAUUGAAGCCAACCACAUUCUCUACAAUGCUAGUCAUCGUUUCGGGCUUCCAUUGAAGGAGCCCGAAUCUGGCAGUGACGGUUUCCUGGGUAUUUGGGACGGAGAAAAGUUUGUCUAUACUCAGGAUGAUAGUUCCUGGCAAUGGUGGAACUUGGCCAAACUCUUUUGGAAGUACGGCUUGGCUCCUUACAAAGCGCAGAAGCUCGUUCAGUCGACAGUUGAUACCUUUCUCAAGUUGUAUGAGGCGCCUCACUUCCCUUUCAGAUCGCUCACUCAAAGAGCCUUCGAGCUGGAUCUUCUCAAGGCAACUUCUGUAACCGGAGAACAAUUUCUGGCCAACAAUGAGAUCGGCGAAUUAUUUUCUCAGCACAUUAUCCAAGCAGCCACUCGCGUCAACUAUGCUUCAAACUUGAAGUACAUUCAUGGCCUUGAAACCAUGGUCUCGAUGGCUCCGGAGGGCGCUAAGCAAGUUAUUGGCGGCAACUGGCAGAUCUUCGAGACGAUGCUUCGGCAUAGUAAUGCGACUGUCAACCGGAACACUCGGGUAGCUUCCAUUGAGCUCAAGUCCGGUCCCGCAAGCUCCAAAUAUUUGCUCUCGACUCAGAACACCAACUCCGAAGUUGUUGCCGAUGCCGAACAAUAUCCCGUCGCCUUUGACAAUGUUGUUAUUGCUAGCCCUUGGCAAUACAGCGACAUCAGCGUCGCCGAUGACUUGUUCCAGCAUAAGAUCGACGAAAUCCCUUAUACCAAGCUCCAUGUUACACUCUUUGCAUCCCCAUUCCGUCUGUCUCCUGAGUAUUUCGGUUUAGCGUCCGGGUCAAAGGCUCCUGACACGGUAUUGACAACCCUGACUCUGGACGAAGAAGCAAAGACUGGAGCCGAGGGCGCUGGAAAAGCCGGUUUCUACUCCAUUAGCACACUGAGAAUCGCUACGAACCCCAACACCCUUAAAGAUGAAUUUAUCUACAAGAUAUUUUCUCCUAACAAGGUCACAGCUGAAUUUCUUUCAGAGCUUCUUGGUGUUAAGGUACCUGAGAGUAUUGUACCAGAAAAGACUGCCGAGAGCAGUCAGAGCACUGUCGAUCCCAUCUCAUGGUAUCACCCGCAUGUCUUCAACUCGUAUCCUAUCGAAUACCCUCGCGUCACCUUCCAGGACCCUAUUCUAAGAGACGGCCUGUACUAUCUCUCUGGAAUUGAGAGUUUCAUCUCUUGCAUGGAAACCAGCGCGCUUAUGGGAAUGAAUAUUGCCAAGUUGAUUGCUGAGGACUUUGUGAGCUUCGCUAAGUCUGCCCAAGAGGAAGGGGAGAAAUUUGAGAAGGUUGACAUGGAUGAAGCUCAAGAGGUGCUUGGGCAAACGGAUGAAGAGGCUACCACUCCUGACGAGCUGUAG